AUCCCCGCGCCGGCCGCAUCCCCGCGCGGAGCCGGCGGAGAGGGGAGCUUGCCGAGACAGAGGGCCCCGCCCCGGCUCCAUUGUUGAGGCGCCGCGGCUCUGCCGUCUGCCGCUACGGGCUGCGCUCUCUCGGCCGGUGCCCGGGCGGGAGCAGCGCUGCGAGGCGCGGCCUGAGCAAUGGAAGAGUUAAUAGUGGAACUUCGCCUCUUUCUUGAACUCCUGGACCAUGAGUAUCUCACUGCAACUGUCAGGGAGAAGAAGGCUGCGCUGACCAACAUCCUGCUGCGGAUCCAGUCGCCCAAAGGUUUUGAAGUGAAGGAUCAUGUUCAGAAGCAAGAGGCCAGCAGCCUGCCAGCACCCCCUCAGAUGCCUCUGCCAGAGAUUCCUCAGCCCUGGCUGCCUCCUGACAGCGGGCCUCCACCUUUGCCGACAUCCUCUCUCCCGGAAGGUUACUAUGAGGAGGCCGUGCCGUUGAGUCCUGGGAAAGCUCCGGAAUACAUCACAUCAAAUUAUGACUCGGAUGCAAUGAGCAGCUCCUACGAGUCCUAUGAUGAAGAGGAGGAGGAGGGGAAGGGGAAGAAGACCCGGCACCAGUGGCCCUCAGAGGAGGCGUCCAUGGACCUGGUGAAGGAUGCCAAGAUCUGUGCCUUCCUGCUGCGCAAGAAGCGCUUCGGCCAGUGGACCAAGUUGCUCUGUGUCAUCAAGGACGCCAAGCUGCUGUGCUAUAAGAGUUCCAAGGACCAGCAGCCUCAGAUGGAACUGCCUCUCCAAGGCUGCAACAUCACCUACAUCCCGAAAGACAGCAAGAAGAAGAAGCAUGAGCUGAAAAUCACCCAGCAAGGCACCGACCCCCUUGUCCUCGCAGUCCAGAGCAAGGAGCAAGCCGAGCAGUGGCUGAAGGUGAUCAGGGAAGCCUACAGUGGCUGCGGUGGCCCUGCGGAUCCCGAGUGUAUUCCACCGCCCAGUGCCCCAGUACCCAAGGCAGAGCUGGAGAAGAAGCUGUCUUCAGAGAGACCCAGCUCAGAUGGGGAGGGUGCUGUGGAGAAUGGCAUCGCCUCGUGCAACGGAAAAGAGCAAGUGAAGAGGAAGAAAAGUUCCAAAGCGGAAGCCAAGGGAACCGUGUCUAAAGUCACUGGGAAAAAAAUUACCAAGAUCAUUGGUUUGGGCAAGAAGAAGCCAUCCACCGACGAGCAGACAUCGUCAGCCGAGGAGGACGUCCCCACCUGCGGCUACCUGAACGUGCUGUCCAACAACCGCUGGCGGGAGCGCUGGUGCAGAGUGAGGGACAACAAGCUCGUCUUCCACAAGGACAGGACUGACCUGAAGACCCACGUCGCGUCCAUUCCCCUCCGUGGCUGUGAGGUGAUCCCAGGCUUGGACUCCAAGCACCCGCUGACAUUCCGGCUGCUUCGCAAUGGACAGGAGGUCGCCGUGCUGGAGGCCUCUUCUUCUGAAGACAUGGGCAGGUGGAUUGGGGUCCUGCUGGCUGAGACGGGGUCGUCGACAGACCCCGGAGCUCUGCACUACGACUACAUAGACGUGGAGAUGUCUGCAAACAUCAUUCAGACGGCCAAGCAGACCUUCUGCUUCAUGAACAGGCGUGGGGUGUCCACCAGCCCCUACCUAGGGAGCACCUCCAAUGGAUACGCUCACCCCAGUGGGACAGCCCUGCAUUACGAUGACGUUCCCUGCAUCAACGGCUCGAGCUGUGUGUUCCAGUGGGACCCGGACGACGGCUUCCCCGCCUCCGGUAGCAGAGGCCCAGGCGAAGAGGCGCUCUAUGAUAACGAGGGCCUCUACGAUAACCUGCCGUCUCCGAAAAUCUUUGCUCGCUCCUGUCCUGCUGACAGAAGGGCCUCCAGGCUGCCCGCUGACAAGCUGUCCUCUAACCUCUGCAAGGCCCCCACCUCCUGCGGCCCACCCUGCUCUCCGUCUCUCACUAACACCUCUGCUGUGGGGAGGGCGUCUCUCGGGCUACACUCCCAGCUCAAGGGGAAGAAGCCCCCCGUGGCAUCUAAUGGGGUUCCUGGGAAAGGGAAGGCUCCCAGCAGUCAGCAGAAAAAAGUGGAUUCUGCAGCCAGCGUGAGACGGACGGCUUCAAAUGCUGACCAGUACAAAUAUGGCAAGAACCGGGUGGAAGCGGAUGCCAGGCGUUUGCAGACCAAAGAAGAGGAGCUGCUAAAGAGGAAGGAGGUGCUGCGGGACCGGCUGGCACAGCUCCGCAGAGAGAGGAAGGACCUGAGGGCCGCCAUCGCAGUGAAUGCAGGCAGGAAGACCCAGGUGGUCCUGGAGGACAAACUGAGGAAGCUGGAGGAGGAGUGCAAGCAGAGGGAGGCGGAGCGGGUCAGCCUGGAACUGGAGCUGACUGAGGUCAAGGAGAGCCUGAAGAAAGCCCUGGCUGGCGGCGUCACCCUGGGGCUGGCCAUUGAGCCAAAGUCAGGGACAUCAAGUCCACAGUCUCCUGGGUUGAGGCAUCGCACUCUGGAAAACUCGCCCAUCUCCAGUUGUGACACCAGUGAUGCAGAAGGGCCUCUGCCUGUGAACAGCGCUGCUGUCCUGAGGAAGACCCAGCCAGCCGCGAGCAACUCCCCCUGCCGGGGGCAUGUGCUGCGGAAGGCCAAGGAGUGGGAGUUGAAGAAUGGCACAUAAAGGAAAGCCAGGCCACCCAGCCUCAGAUGGGGGCCGCACAUGUCCCCUGGCCUCCUCACAGCGACUGUGGACGCACUCCCCAGUGUGGCCAAGCAUGACUCCUGAGGGCCUGCGAGCAAGCCGCCGUGGCUCACGCGUGUUCUUUCUACUGUACCAUGGUGCCCUUUAGAACAGCUACUAUGAGGCUUUGAUUUUGAACUAUAUUUGAUAAAAACAGAAACAAAGAGGGAUGACAAGCUGUUUAAAGACCCUGUAGAGGGCGGAAGGUCACCUAUCCAGCCAGACUGCACGCUCAGCCCCAGCCCUGCCGAACCUGCAGACAUCAAGCAGCCUGCGGCCUGCACUGCGCGGCCUGCUCUGGGGUGGCUGCAGGUCUUGGCUCUCGUGGCUGUGGCGUGGAUGUGUGGCCUGUCUCAGGACCCCGCACCUGCGUGCCCUGGUUGCUGGAGGCCAAGGCGUGGGGAGCGUGUGCGGGAAGCCAGUUGGCCCUUGCUCUUCCUGGUGGGCAGAUGCUUUGUCCCUGGGACAGGAAAGCUGCCACUUGCUGUAACCUGCUUUAAAAAUGUCUUUUUCUGUGUCCCACCUAGUUGGACCUGAGGAGUUUCCAGAGGUUCCAUGUCCAGUUUUGUCAGUCAUUGUUCUGCUCUGGGGGGCAGCAGAGUGCCCCUAGUAUUUGGUUAGGCUCCCCCUGGGCCUGAGGUUCGGAGCCCGUGGCCAUGUAGUGGGGGGAUGCACCAUUUUUGUGCAGGCGUCCACUGCCUGGGGCGGGAGCCGCCCUUUGGAAAGGAAGCAAGUCAUAGACCUAGAGCCCCUUGGGCCCAGCGGUGACCUUUCAGAGCCCCUCGUCUGCCCCCAGCUCGAGGGGUCAAGCUGAGCCGGGAGUACGUCAGCACACGAGGCUGAGCUGUGACUCCUGAGCUCGCCGCCUCUCUCGGGUCCUGUGGGAUCCUGCCUGCCUCCUUCCCAGUGUCUCCUGGAGGGCGCUUGUGCUCAAGGACAAAGUGGAGCUGGUCAGCCACCCACUCUGGCCCCGUUCUGAGGCCGGCCUGCCUGCGUGGUCCCCCCAGAAGGCCCACACUGGUGAUGGACCCCCAGAGCACAGGCUCCACACCCACAGCCAGGGACUCUCAUCAACCAUAGGAAAAGAGGGCUGGAAGCAGUGUCCCCACACUCUCCCAGGCCCUGGGCCAGCCACAGUGCCCUCAUCAUCCUCAGGCCUUCCUGGGGAGGACCAGUUCUGCUGCCACAACCUUGGCCCUGCAGGGCUGGAGUUGGCUUUCUGUGAGCAGAAAAGCCAUCUCCAGUGAGGAAGGAAGUGUCGUAGCAGGACGGGGAGGCUGCUUGGCUGAGGCCCCCUGAAACUUGAAUUUAUUGUGAAGCCAUCUGCCAGGAGUGUCUUUGGUUCCCACCCCACAGCAUGUGCCAGCACUGACCACAGGGGCCUCCUGCUGGAGCCCUCACAGGGAGGCCUGGAGGGGCAGCCUCCGCCAGAGCCAGUGGCUGGCUGUCACUGGGGAACCCCUUCUCUCUUGGGAGGGUUUCCCCAUCAUCACAGGAAGCUGUGACCUCUCCGUCUCCUGUGACACUGAUUUCCAUAAAGGGAAGAAAAUCAGUCCUGCCAUAGAUUCCCACUGCCUUCAGGUCAAAUGAGCUUUCUCAGCUCUGGCUCUUCUGACCAGGGCCACCCUUGCCAAGCACCAUGCCAGGUUUUGAUGGUGGCCAACCUAAGGUCUUGGCCUGGGCCAAGGCAGGGGGAUGUCAGCAGAGUGUCUUGUGCAUGGGAGGUGGCCUUGGGCACUACCAGGACCAGCUUUGUGGUACAGGCAGAGACCCAUGGCCUCAGAAUCUCCUCUGAGGACUCAGCUCUUGGUGCCAGAGCCAGGGUCUGGAGCCAGGUCUCCGCUCCAGAAGACAGGGUUGUGUCUGCAGCCCCAAGUUUGUAGCCCCCAUCACAGCCGUGGUCUCCUGGGGAGGGCACACACUGAAACGCACUUCCCAUGUCCCACAGAGCCCUUCCAUUGCUCCUGAGGAGGUGGCGCUCCGCCUGCGACUCCACAGCGUCCCUCGCGCCCCUCGACGUUUCUAGGUGACCAGAAAGUUAGUUUAAAGUAUUUGCUUCAAAAUAAGUUAUUUAUUUGUAUAUUUUCAGUAAAUAGAGUUGUAAUUUAUGUCUGUACAUAUUGGGCGACCGGAGGCGCCUGCCAGAGGUGACAGGUCAUGGCACCUUGUCCUCCCAGACGUCCUCCGUGCCGACUCUGGGACAGCUGAGCUCGCUGACAGAUUCUGUCCUCAGGCCCAGUGGGCGGAGGUGGGGCAGCCCCUGGGGAAGUGAAGCUCUUCCGAUGGUCAGCUGUCACUUCAGCAGGCGGUCAUGAUCACAGCAGGGCUGCAGGAGGCCGGCCAGCACAGAGGAGCUGCCAGGACAGGUCAGCGGCAGCCCCUCUGUGGGCUCAGGCCCUCUUAUUCUGAGGCCACAGUGUCAUUCCUUGGGGUUCUCUCUGGGCCAUAAUUUGGCAUGAUGUCACCAUCCUUCACCCCACUGUUAGGUUUUCAUAACGUUUUGUUCACUGACUGACCAUUCACAUAGGAGCAGCAUGUUAGCCAGAGGCUGGAGUUGGCCAGGCCAGCCCAGAUGCCAGAGUCUGUCCAGAUGAGUGUGGGUCUGCACACACAGAACUUUCUGGAACCCUUCUCUUUGCACUUGGAGUGGCACUGGCCACCACGCAUGCGCCUCCAUCCCAUUCCUUCCCUGUGUGUACCUCGGUAUUGUCCGUUUUGUCUUGCUUGACCCAGGUUGUUUUGGCUUUUCCUAAAUAACCAGAUCUGUGCACCGAGAGCACAUGUGCGGCCACAGGACACCAGACAGCUUCAGAGGUGCUGCCUGGUGCCUCCUCGCCUUCUGCCAGAUUCCAAGGGCGGCUUCCCAGGCCAUGGAGAGCCCCGCCAGCAUAGUCCUUUAGAGCCCUUGCAGGGGAUAGUAGGUCCCAUGGCUCCUGCUGAGGGUGGGCAGCAGCAAGGGGCCAGCGGCCUCCCACCAGAGGGAAGGCAACCUCCUUUGCCACCAGCAUCUGCCGUGUGCAUGCCGCAAGGCCCCCUCUGGUCACACAGAGGUCGGGCUGCCACCGCAGUGCAAGCAGGACACCCCGAGGUCUGCAGGGCCAUGCAGCAGGGAGGGGAGCCACUGCCUUCCUCAUCUCGUCCUCCUGCUUCCUAAAACCAUUUCUAUGGGAACAGUUUUAAACCAGGGCAUGGUUUUAAAGAGGCAACUAAAUAUUUUGGUCCUGUUCUACUGUCCUCUUACAACCCAUGGAGAGCUGGGUUCAUACUGUGAAACUGAAAAUCAAAAAAGUGAAGCCGCUGUGUGUGCUCAGGCCCAGCCCCUGGAGGGCCCCAGGACCGCUGUGCCCUGCCCAGCCAGGGCUUGUCGCCUUAGACACGUGGGUGUGGCCGGGACCUGACACCCUGUGGGUACCGCGGUCAUUGCCUCGGGUGCUGGCUGCCUGGCACACAAGAACGCCAGGCGUUGGCGCCCUGGGAGAAGUUUGCAGCAGCUUCUGCAGACCUUCCUUCCUAGGGACCAAAGGUUUUUGGCCAAGGCCAUCUUUCCAAUUGAUUUUCUAAUGAGAAAGGAAAUAUUCACCAGACAUUUUAGCAUCAACUUUUACACCAUAGGUAUUCAGAUUUAAUUGACCAUGGCUGUAAGUUGUAAGAUGUUUUCAUAUUAAGAAUGUAAUUAUUUCCUUAUUGUAUUUUUUAAAACUAAAGUCAUAUUUAAAUUUCUCUUUGAAAGAAACUUUUUUUUAAAUUAAAUACGUUGGUAGUGCCCAUUUGAGAUGACUGUAAAUAUAUUUUCACUGUUUCUCAGUGUAUUUAAUUCAUAAAGUAAAAAAUUUUAUAAAAAGAAACUUGCAAUGAAAAUACUAGUUUUCAGCCCAUUUGCCCCAUUUGUAGCCACCUCACUUGAAUUUUCUGCUCUACUAAUCGACUUUCUACUGUUUACGUGGUGUAGCCACUGACUGGUGCCCCUCGGCGCGACCACUGUGUGUCACUAAUAAACUGCUCUGAGGACCAGG
Messenger RNA from Ictidomys tridecemlineatus (thirteen-lined ground squirrel), 6722 nucleotides. RefSeq names its product actin filament associated protein 1 (gene Afap1). Lineage: Eukaryota; Metazoa; Chordata; Mammalia; Rodentia; Sciuridae. Gene Ontology annotation, molecular function: SH3 domain binding; SH2 domain binding. The record is from RefSeq and is a predicted model, not a curated record. Gene Ontology annotation, cellular component: cytosol.